AGGAUUCAGCCCUUCAUAAGCCCGGAGCCGGCUCCAGCCCCACAGCGCCGGUUCCAGCCCCACAGCGCCCGCCCCAUGGCUGCCCUCAGCAUCCUCCUCUUCCUCCUCGGCGCUGGCGUGGUGGCCCCGGAGCCACCCCAACAUGUGGUACAGGAGAGCCUGGACCUGCAGCCCCCCCACAUCCAGCAGCUGCUGCAGGAGGAGCUGGUCCUGCGGCUGCCCCCGGACGCGGUGGCCGCAGCCGCCACCGCGGCCCCGUCCCCGGCGUGGCCCAACACCGUGCCCGGCUUCCCCCCGCCAUGGCCCGAGGCCGCCGCCAUCACCCAGCGCUGCCGGCACCGCCCGCUGCCCCCCGCGGCCCCCGCGCUGCCCCCGAGCUCCUUCGGCCACCUCCGGCGCCAGGCGGCGGCGUUGGCCGCGCUCGGGCCCCGCAUUGACUCGUGCUGCGGCCGCAACGGGACCCUGCCCUGCGCCCGCCGCGCCUGGAUGGAGGUGCUGGACGCGUUCUGCGCCGAUGAGUUCGGGGUGAAGACGCGGCAGUUCCACUGCUGCCGCCUGCGCGGCGCGGCCCGGCGGCGCUGCUUCGUGCAGGGCCGCGCCGAGGCCGCCGCUGAUGCUGCGGUGGCGGCAGCGCCCCCCCGCGACACGGUCCCGUUCCCCCCCGGGCAACCCACGGCCUCCAACAUGGGCAACAUCUGCGGGUUGCGGGGGCUGCGGCCCGGCCCCUCCGGCCCCUCCGGCCCCAUCGCCCGCUUCCAGCUCCGCCUGGAGAGGGACUAUGGGCGCUGCUGCCGCAACGGGAGCCUGGAGUGCGCCCAUGAUGCCUGGCGCUCGGGGCUGGAGCGGCUGUGCCGGGAGGAGGCGGCGGUGCCGGCGCGGCAGCAGCGCUGCUGCCGGCGGGGCCCGGGCCCGGCGCAGACCCGCUGCUUCGCGGCGGCCGCCCCGGACCCGGGCUACGAGCGGGAGCUGCACAACGUGAGCCUGGCGCGGGCCGGGCCCGCGCUGCUGCGGGCGCUCUGCGGGCCCGCCAGGCUGCUCAGCAGGAGGCGGCCGGUGCCGGAGCUGCUGGGGGCCAUCACCUCGUGCUGCCCGCGGCCCCCCCAGGAGCAACGCGCCUGCACCGAGGAGCAGCUGGGCCAGGCCAUCACCACCCUGUGCAGCGCCCAGGGGGGGCCCUGGCGCGACCCCCAGCGCUGCUGCUCGCGGGGGGACCCCCCCGCCCAGCGCCGCUGCUUCGACGCCACGUACCUGGCGCGGGUGACGCUGGGGCUGGCCGUGCCCCCCCCGCCCCCCGGCCACGAGGAGUGACCCCCCCGGGGCCACAACAAUAAAGGUGCUGCGCUGUCACCCCC
Strigops habroptila (Kakapo) is the source of this 1352-nucleotide messenger RNA. RefSeq names its product extracellular matrix protein 1 (gene ECM1). The transcript has 7 exons. Gene Ontology annotation, cellular component: extracellular region. The record is from RefSeq and is a predicted model, not a curated record. Bases 76 to 1308 code for a protein of 410 amino acids. Lineage: Eukaryota; Metazoa; Chordata; Aves; Psittaciformes; Psittacidae. Gene Ontology annotation, biological process: regulation of bone mineralization; signal transduction.